Molecule: messenger RNA, 777 nt
Organism: Hirsutella rhossiliensis
Lineage: Eukaryota; Fungi; Ascomycota; Sordariomycetes; Hypocreales; Ophiocordycipitaceae
Exons: 2
Coding region: 1-777 (258 amino acids)
Biological process (GO): fungal-type cell wall organization
Cellular component (GO): fungal-type cell wall
Molecular function (GO): structural constituent of cell wall
Source: RefSeq, a predicted model, not a curated record
AUGAAGUCCUCUGCUCUCUCAGCGUCGGUGGCGGCGCUCAUCGGCUCCUCCGCCGCUCAAGUCCCUGACGCCAAUGCAACUACCGUCUUCACCACCGUCAUCUCGACCGCCUUCACCACCCUCUGCCCUGGUCCCACCAUCCUCGCCAUCGGCCAUGCAACCUACACUUGCGAGAGGCCCACCGUCUUGACCGUUAAGCACUGCCCUUGCACCAUCACCAGGCACGGCUACGGUGACAAGCAUCAUGACAAGCAAUUGCCCGAACCUCCCGCCUACACAAAGUCGCCUCCCCCUCCCCCUCAAGGCUAUCCUCUUCCCGCCCCAGAGCAGCCCGUGCCGGCGCCGCCGGCACCCUCCGCGGACCAGCCCGUGCCCCAGUCGCAGCCUCCUGCUGCCCAGCCCUCGCCGCAGCCGCAGUAUCCUGCCGGCCAGUCGCAGCCACAGCCUCAAGCUCCCGCCGGCCAGCCGCAAGCCCAGCCUCAACCUCCUACCGACCAGCCGCAGGGGCAACCUCAACCUCCCGCCGGCCAGCCGCAGUCACCGUCUCAACCUCCUGCCGAUCAGCCGCAGGGGCAGCCUCAACCUCCUGCCGGCCAGCCACAGUCGCAGCCUCAGAGUCCCGCCAGCCCCAACCGGCCCCAGGCCACAGACGGCGCGGCCCCCGCUCCUCCGUCCUCUUCCGACCAGUCUCAGGUCGUCUCCACCGCCGGCGCCGACAAGAUCGGAGCUGGUCUCGGCACCCUGGCCAUGGUUGGCUUUGCCGCCAUGCUCGUCUAA